ACUUAAUCGUGAACAACAACAACAUUAUCGCAAAAACAAAAGAAAUGUGGAUUCAGAUGGCCCUACGAAACUUGACCACCCAGGAGAAAAGAAGCAUUAUCAUGAAAACAAAAGAAAUGUGGAUUCAGAUGGCCCUACAGGACUUGAGCAAUUUUUAGAAAAUAACGUGUCUACCCCUGCUGAGCAAGAAGUAGUUAUUCCUCUGACUACUGUUCUUCUAAAAACAUUAAAA
This is a messenger RNA of Entrophospora candida, 232 nucleotides long. The record is from the annotation of a GenBank genome assembly. Lineage: Eukaryota; Fungi; Glomeromycota; Glomeromycetes; Entrophosporales; Entrophosporaceae.